Messenger RNA from Rhinichthys klamathensis goyatoka, 1694 nucleotides. It is a transcript of the gene rbpjb, whose product is annotated as recombination signal binding protein for immunoglobulin kappa J region b. The coding region runs from base 109 to 1593 and encodes 494 amino acids. The record is from RefSeq and is a predicted model, not a curated record. The transcript has 11 exons. Gene Ontology annotation, molecular function: RNA polymerase II cis-regulatory region sequence-specific DNA binding; DNA-binding transcription activator activity, RNA polymerase II-specific. Lineage: Eukaryota; Metazoa; Chordata; Actinopteri; Cypriniformes; Leuciscidae. Gene Ontology annotation, cellular component: MAML1-RBP-Jkappa- ICN1 complex; nucleus. Gene Ontology annotation, biological process: Notch signaling pathway; regulation of transcription by RNA polymerase II.
CUCCCUCGCUCCUUCAAUCUCCAGUCUGCUUCUGUUGUCUCGGCGGCUGGUAGGGUCUGGGAGAGAGGAUCUCGCGAGUCUUGGAGUUUUGGUGAGAGUUUGUGGAAGAUGGCGCCUGUUGUGACAGGGAAGUUUGGGGAGCGCCCUCAACCACAGCGCCUGACAAGAGAAGCCAUGCGAAAUUACCUGAAGGAACGAGGAGACCAAACUGUGCUCAUCCUCCACGCUAAAGUUGCACAGAAAUCAUACGGCAAUGAAAAAAGGUUUUUCUGUCCUCCCCCAUGCGUGUAUCUGAUGGGCUGUGGAUGGAAGAAGAAGAGAGAGCAGAUGGAGCGAGACGGCUGCUCGGAGCAGGAGUCUCAGCCCUGCGCCUUCAUUGGCAUCGGCAACAGCGAUCAGGAGAUGCAGCAGCUAAACUUAGAGGGCAAGAACUAUUGCACAGCCAAAACAUUAUACAUCUCCGACUCCGACAAAAGGAAGCACUUCAUGCUGUCAGUAAAGAUGUUCUACGGCAACAGCGCAGACAUCGGCGUCUUCCUCAGCAAGAGAAUAAAGGUCAUCUCCAAACCUUCGAAAAAAAAGCAGUCCCUCAAAAAUGCAGACCUCUGUAUAGCAUCAGGAACGAAAGUGGCGUUAUUUAACCGGCUUCGCUCUCAAACGGUCAGCACACGUUACCUGCACGUAGAGGGAGGAAACUUUCACGCCAGCUCACAGCAGUGGGGAGCCUUCUUCAUCCACCUCUUGGAUGAUGAAGAGUCGGAGGGAGAGGAGUUCACUGUGCGAGACGGGUACAUUCACUACGGCCAAACUGUCAAACUCGUGUGCUCUGUGACUGGCAUGGCUCUUCCUAGAUUGAUCAUCCGUAAAGUGGACAAGCAGACCGCCUUGCUGGAUGCAGAUGACCCCGUCUCCCAGCUGCAUAAGUGUGCCUUUUUCCUGAAGGAUACGGAGAGGAUGUACCUGUGCCUUUCUCAAGAGAGGAUCAUCCAAUUUCAAGCUACUCCAUGCCCAAAGGAACCAAAUAAAGAGAUGAUAAAUGAUGGUGCCUCCUGGACAAUCAUCAGCACUGAUAAAGCAGAAUACACGUUCUAUGAGGGCAUGGGCCCUGUACACACCCCCGUCACACCUGUGCCUGUGGUCGAGAGCUUACAGUUAAAUGGGGGAGGAGAUGUAGCGAUGCUGGAGCUGACAGGACAGAACUUCACUCCAAGUCUGCGCGUGUGGUUCGGUGACGUAGAGGCUGAAACCAUGUACAGGUGCGGGGAGAGCAUGCUGUGCGUCGUCCCAGACAUCUCUGCGUUCCGCGAGGGCUGGCGGUGGGUUCGGCAGCCGGUGCAGGUCCCCGUGACGCUGGUCCGAAACGACGGCAUCAUCUACUCCACGACGCUCACGUUCACAUACACUCCCGAACCCGGUCCCCGUCCUCACUGCAGCGUGGCCGGCGCCAUCCUACGAACGGGCAACACCAGCUUGCUUUCCACGACCGGCAACAUCGCGGGAGUGACCGGAGAAACGACACCCUACGGCUCCAACAGCACGUCUAACGCCGUCACAGCGUCGUCCUCUAACGCAGCCGCGGCUGUGGUGUUAUAACACACGCAGCAGUGCUCACAAACUCACUACGAGCUAUGCGUGAAAACAGAAGACUAUAAACUGUUUGUAAAAGUGCUGCGUAUUGAAUUUCAAAAAAAAAG